Messenger RNA from Closterium sp. Naga37s-1, 2676 nucleotides. The record is from the annotation of a GenBank genome assembly. Lineage: Eukaryota; Viridiplantae; Streptophyta; Zygnematophyceae; Desmidiales; Closteriaceae.
GCGAACGAGUUGGCAGCGUCGAUCCGCGGGCGCCUCUCGGUGGACGACGUGCAAGCGGUGGUGGGCGCAGCAGUGGGCAACGCGCAGGCGGAGCUGGCGGACGAAUUGGCAGCGUCGAUCCGCGGGCGGCUCUCAGUCGAUAACAUUCAAGCAGUGGUGGGCGCGGCAGUGGGCAACGUGCAGGCGGAGCUGGUGCGCGCGCGCAGGCGGACGAAGCAGCUGCUGUCGCAGCUGGAGAUCAAAGACACGGAGCUGCGCGUUGCCCUAUAUUCCCACUCCCCACUCCCUCACUCCGUCACUCACUCCCUCACUCCCUUACCCCCACACUCCGUCCUCGUCCCCCCUUCUGCUUCCCUCCCAACCCCCUCGUUUCAGGCGGACGAGUUGGCAGCGUCGAUCCGCGGGCGCCUCUCGGUGGACGAUGUGCAAGCAGUGGUGGGGGCAGCAGUGGGCAACGUGCAGGCGGAGCUGGUGCGCGCGCGCAGGCGGACUAAGCAGCUGUUGUCGCAGCUGGAGAUCAAAGACACGGAGCUGCGCGUGCGGCGCGAGGAGUGGGAGAAGGAGCGCGCAGCCAUGGUCGCCACGCUAGACGCGCUCGUUAGGAAGGGCACGCUCGGGCGGAGCGAGGCGGGGGAAGGGCGCGCAGGGGGAGCAGCGGGAGCAGGGGGAGCAGCAGGAGCGGUAGGGGACGGAGGAGAGGUGUUAGGCAGUGGAAAUAGCAUGGGAAGCGGGGGAAGCGGGGUUAUAGGAGGAUUGGCGCCUGUUGAGGCGAUGACACGUGGCAUGAGCCUGACAGACGCAAUGAUGAGGAUCUUAUCCCUAGAGGCGGCUGUAGCGCGGGCGGAGGAGGCGGAGCAGGCCACCUCCGUGCGGCUAGAGCGCGUUGCUGACGUGUUAGGGCGGGAGAUCGCGAAGCUUAGAAAGGACAAGAAGUCGAUCGAGAUCCGGGCGCAGAUGCUGACGUGGCGGCUGGAGAUGAUGCAGCAGAAGCUGGAGGGGCUGCUGGGCGGGCUGAUGGAGAUCCGGGGCGCGCUGAUUGGUGGAAAGGUGGAGCUGGGGGUACAGCUAUUGGAGGAGCUUGUGUUUGAUGUGGAGACGUGGACUAGGCAGGGGAGGAAGCUUAUGGAGAAAGAGAUUGCUGGGUGGGAGGGCGGGAAAGGGGCGGGGGGGAAAGGGGCUGGGGGAAGAGGGGAGAGUGACGGUAAGGGGGGGCAAGCGGGGAGGAAGGAGGAAGGGGAAGGGCGGGAGGGAGAAGGGGGUGAGGUGGGAGGGGCGGGAGGGGAGGGAGAGGGUGGUAGUGGGAGUGUGAGUGUGAGGGCUGGGUGGUGGAAGGAGGGUCCGCCGGGGGAGUGGAGUGUGUAUGAGGAGCGAGAGGGUGGACGGUUGGUGGAAUUGGGGGAGGAGAGGAGGGAGCAGGAGGAGAGGAGGAAGAAAGAGGAGGAGGAGAGGAAGAGAGAGGAGGAGAGGAAGAGGGAGGAGGAGAGGAGGAAGGUAGAGGAGGAGGAGGCGGCUAGGGAGGCAGAGGAGAGGGAGAGGCGGAGACUGCUUGAGGAGAGUGAGAAGGAGAAGGGGGGCGCAGUUGAAGAGGAGGAUGGGGAGGAAGUGAGUGAGGAGGAGGGGAAGGGUGAGAGUGAGAGGGAAGGAAGGCCAGUAGAGGUCCCUGUUCCACAGAGUGAUGACGUGGACCAAUCAAAAGGGGAUGCUGACGUGGGCCAAUCACGAGAAGAUGCUGACGUGCAGAUAGGUAACGGCGAGGCAGGAGAGGAGGGAGGUGGGGAGGAGGGUAGUGGAGAGGAGAGGAGUGGCGAGAAGGGGAGUGGCGAGGAGAGGAGUGGAGAGGAGGAGAGGAGUGGGGGGGUGAGUGAACCAGGGCAAGGGCAACAAAGCGGGGAGGAGGAGGGGAUGAAAGGGGAAGGGGCUGAAGGGGAAGCAGCUACUCAGGAGGAUGGGGAAGGGCGUAGAGAAGGGGAGAGGCGAGAGGGGGGUGAGGACGAGGAGGGUACGAGUGGAGGGGAGGAGAACGGUAGUGGUGAAGGAAAUGGGAAGGAGGGGAAUGGUGAGAAGUCGGAUGGUGGGGUAGCAGAAGACAUUGGUGAUAAGCCGGAUGGUGAGAAGCCGGAGAGUGAUAGCACAGCUGAGCCGGAGCAGGAGAGGGGAGUCGAGGAGGAGAGGGAGAGGGGCGUAGAGGAAGGGGACGGAGGGAAGGCAGAUAGCAAGGAAGGGAGGGAGGUAGGAGAGGAGGCGAAUGCAGUGGGAGGAGACAGUGAGACGGUAGAGUCGGGAGGGGAAGGACAUGAGGAGGUGCAAGUAGAGAAGGAGAGCAGUGGAGAGGGAUCGGGAGGGGUGCAAGAGGGUCUCAGUGACGAACCUGACGGUUCGUCUUCUGAAGGAGCUUCAAAGGAAGGACCGGAGGAGCAAAGGGAGCAAGAGGAAGGGGCGGCGGUGGAGGAGGAGCGGGCGGCAGGAGUGACACUGUACUAUGAGACAGGGUGGCAGGAGGUGUUUGUGCACUUCAGUGCGGACGGCGCUGGUUGGACUGAUGUGCCGGGGUCGAGAAUGGACGACUCGCCUCUCAUUGGCUCGAAUGGACUGCCCCUCAAGGUGAGAAUCCCAAGCUUCAAGCUUCGAAUGCCCUCUUCCCACCCUCUCCCCCCUUCCCCCUCUCUCUCCAGGUGA